This is a messenger RNA of Coregonus sp. 'balchen', 8865 nucleotides long. The record is from the annotation of a GenBank genome assembly. NCBI's taxonomy places the organism in Eukaryota, Metazoa, Chordata, Actinopteri, Salmoniformes, Salmonidae.
CCAAAACAAUAAUGUUUUUUUAAACAGGUGUGACAUAUUAGCACUGCCCGAAGGGGAGCGAGAGAGAGAGAGAGAGAGAGAGAGAGAUGAACAUAGAAGUCAGUCCCAUCCCAAAGCUGUGCCCAGUCGCAGAGGUCUUCCCAUGGAAUGAAUUCUCCUACACAGCCCGUCUGAGCCCCACAGAGACCCACGACACAGCCGGAUGGCUCUCUGCUCUGCCUGCCUUCCACAAUCAUCAUCCACCCUAUCCCAUCUGUGAGAGAAUGCACCCGAGUGGCACCCAAAGCUCUGCCCCAGAGGAGAGCGGCAAAACCGCCACAGAUCCUGGAGAGGCUCAGCUGGACUUCUACCGUAAACUGGGCUACUCCCCAGCGCAGGUCCAGACCGUGCUGCAGAAGUUUGGCCUGAACACAGACACUAACAGGAUUCUGGGGGAGCUGGUGCGGACUGGAGCCAGUCCAGAAGGGAUGGAGAAGGAGGUAGCCCCAACUACCAUGUCUGUCCUGAUGGCCCGAGGGGAGACCCUUAGUAGCCUGCCCCUCACCCCUCCACCCAGCAGGGAGGAUGCAGCCAGUGAGGAGGGAGAUGACCUGAAACCCAUAGUGAUCGAUGGGAGCAAUAUGGCUAUGAGGUGAGUAGAGAAUUUAAAUAGAUGCUGCUAUGAGUCUUAGUAGGAUUACAUGCUGUGGGUCUGAGAACUGGUUACCCGGACACAGAUUAAGCCUAGUCCUAGAUUAAAAGAGACAGCAGGUAGCGUCGUGUUUGAGAGAGUUAGGCCGGUAACCGAAACGUCGCUGGUUCGAAUCCCUAAGCCGACUAGGUGAAAAAUCUGUCAAAGUGCCCUUGAGCAUGGCACUUAACCCUAGUUGCUCCUGUAAAUCGCUCUGGAUAAGAGUGUCUAAAAAGCAUGCUCAAAGGAGAUUCUUCAUAGAAAGUGCUUUUUAGUCUUGGACUAGGCUUAAUCUGUGUCCGGGAAACUACCUGUGUGUCUUGAAUUGCUGUUUGCUGGUGAUCGUUAUAGCAGAAUGUAUCAUUCAGCUGUGUUUUGAUAGGGUCCUGAGGAUACCUAAUUGGUUUGCAUUGAGGAAGGUAUCAGGGGUCUGUGGCAUCAUGUACAUUACUGGCCACUCAUCAGGACUCCUCGUACCCCCACCUCCACUACUAAUAAGUCUUUGAGUCAGCAUGAAAGUGCUCUUCAGUUGUGAACAUUACAAACAAAUCAGUUGUGCUCUCAGAUCUGUGCUCUAAUAGCAGAAAAUGGUGGGGUGGACAUAAAGUAGACAUAAUCACUCUUAACCGAUGAUGUUCAUGGAAAAAACGUAGAGACAGGCUUCGACCAGCCUUAAUCUAAUCUCUCCAGUAAUUGUAGAUAAGUGUUUCUAGGAAGGAACACGUGGUUUGUACUGUACCAGCAGAAUUCCCCCUCUGUCCUAAAGUACAGAUCAUUUCCUUAUUACGCUAAACUCCUGCCCUAACCUAAUAAUUAUGAUCUAGCUAGAAGUCGGGAUGGUGGUUCAGCCCUCAACACUCAGUCACUAUCAAGUGACACUGUCAAUACAACAGGUGUAGACUUUACCGGGAAAUGGUUACUUUCCCAACAAUGCAGAGUUAAAGAUUUAAGAAAAAAUUGCAAAAAAGGAAAUAGUAACACAAUAACAUAACAAUAACGAGACUAUAUACAAAGAGUACCGGUACCGAGUCAAUGUGCAGGGGUACGAGGUAGUUGAGGUAAUUGACGUAAUAUGUACAUAUGUGAAGAGUGUGAAAGUGUGUCUGUGUGUUUUGGUGUGUCACUGUAGUAUGUGUGAGUGUGUGGGUAGAGUCCAGUGAGUAUGUGCAUAGAGCCUGUGCAAGAGAGUCAGUGCAAAUAGAAAGGGUGUCAAUGCAAAUAGUCCGGGUAGCCAUUGGAUUAACUGUUCUGCAGUCUUAUGGCUUGGGGGUAAAAGCUGUUCAGGAGCCUUUUGGUCCCAGACUUGGCGCUCCGGUAUCGCUUGCCGUGCGGUAGCAGAGAGAACAGUCUAUGACUUGGGUGGCUGGAGUUAGCCUGGAAGAACCCUCAACCUUUUCUCUCACACCCCCUCUCACUCCCUCAUCCACUGCUCCUCUGUCUCCUUUGGCCUCCUUCCCACUUUGAUACACACUCACACCCGUAUAGGCACGUCUCUCCCUCAUCGCUCAGGUAUGCAAAUCUGAGCAUGCAUAUCAGUUCACAGUGCAACAGGAACAGGCCUGCAUUUUAUUUACUGCCUGCCCUUUGAUGUGGAUAAUACAUGUACAGUGCAUUCGGAAAGUAUUCAGACCCCUUGACUUUUUCCACAUUUUGUUACAUUACAGCCUUAUUUUAAAAUUGAUUAAAUAAAUUGUUUUCCUCAUCAAUCUACACACAAUACCCCAUAAUGAGAAAGUGAUAAUAGGAUUUUAGAAAUGUUUGCAAAUGUAUAAAAAAUAAAAGACCCUUUGUUAUGAGACUCAAAAUUGAGCUCAGGUUCAUCCUGUUUACAUUGAUCGUCUUUGAGCUUUUCUACAACAUGAUUGGAGUCCACCUGUGGUAAAUUCAAUUGAUUAGACAUGAUUUGCAAAGGCACACACCUGUCUAUAUAAGGUCCCACAGUUGACAGUGCAUGUCAGAGCAAAAACCAAGCCAUGAGGUGGAAGGAAUUGUCCGUAGAGCUCCGAGACAGGAUUGUGUCGAGGCACAGAUCUGGGGAAGGGUACCAAAACAUUUCUGCAGCAUUGAAGGUCCCCAAGAACACAAUGGCCUCCAUCAUUCUUAAAUGGAAGAAGAUUGGAACCACCUAGACUCUUCCUAGAGCUGGCCGCCCGGCCAAACUGAGCAAUCGGGAGAAAAGGGCCUUGGUCAUGGAGGUGACCAAGAACCCGAUGGUCACUCUGACAGAGCUCCAGAGUUCCUCUGUGGAGAUGGGAGAACCUUCCAGAAGGACAACCAUCUCUGCAGCACUCCACCAAUCAGUCCUUUAUGGUAGAGUGGCCAGACGGAAGCUACUCCUCAGUAAAAGGCACAUGAAAGCCCGCUUGGAGUUUGCCGAAAGGCACCUAAAGGACUCUCAGACCAUGAGAAACAAGAUUCUCUGGUCUGAUGAAACCAAGAUUGAACUCUUUGACCUGAAUGCCAAGCGUCAAGUCUGGAGAAAACCUGGCACCAUCCCUACGGUGAAGCAUGAUGGUGGCAGCAUCAUGCUGUGGGGAUGUUUUUCAGCGGCAGGGACUGGGAGACUAGUCAGGAUCGAGGGAAAGACGAACGGAGCAAAGUACAGAGAGAUCCUUGAUGAAAACCUGCUCCAGAGCACUCAGGACCUCAGACUGGGGCGAAGGUUCAUCUUCCAACAGGACAAUGACCCUAAGCACACAACCAAGACAACGCAGGAGUGGCUUCGGGACAAGUCUCUGAAUGUCCUUGAGUGGCCCAGCCAGAGCCUGGACUUGAACCCGAUCGAACAUCUCUGGAGAGACCUGGAAAUAGCUGUGCAGCGACGCUCCCCAUCCAACCUGACAGAGCUUGAGAGGAUCUGCAGAGAAGAAUGGGAGAAACUCCCCAAAUACAGGUGUGCCAAGCUUGUAGUGUCAUGCACAAGAAGACUUGAGGCUGUAAUCACUGCCAAAGGUGCGAUUACAGCGAUUACACUGGUAUACAUUUACCUGUCCAACAGUCAAUCUUUACCAUAACACGUUUUUGUUAAAGGUAGACUCAGUGAUAUGACGUAGAUGCACAAAGUAAACGGGAUAGUGUAGGGCCCUAUAAAAUCUGUUUUAUUGUUUGCCUGAUUCCGUUAAUUUUUUCCCAAAUUUAUGUUUUCUCCGUUUUAGUUUUUCCAGGUUUCAGUUUUCCCCAGUUUUUUCGCUCUCAAAAUCACACUUUAUUAAUAGAAAAACAACUAAAUUGGAUGUUUUAAGUCCACAACAAUCUUAUACCAUAUUAGGAGACCACUUUUGAGGUCUGGUUAAAAAAAAAGAAAUUUAGAUUUGUGUGUAUAAUUCCAGUGCUCACCUAGCAAGAUGCUGUUGUUUAGCUGUGUUUUUGUGCGCACGUAUGGUAGAGUUUGCAAAAUAAAUACCCAAUGGAUUGAUACAAAAAAUCAUGAUCAUUCUGCUAGGUAAGCAAGCAUGGGCUACUUUGUAGUUAACAUUUAAUUGAGAAAGCCUUUCCAUCUACUAGAUAACUUUUCAUUAGCAUCAUCGGGGGGAAUUCUCAUUGCCUCUUCAGAAAGUUCAGGAAAUACGAAUCACUGAUGCAUUGUGUUCAUUUCUUAUGAUAAACUUGAUCAAAUUACUUAAUUUUCUAUACAUUUAUUUGAUACCCUACUAAGUCCAAUAGAUUUUGGAAUAUUGUUGAAUUCCGUGUUAAUGUCUGGAUUCCGUGAUUCCGUCCGCGUUCUCCGCAUCGCAGAUUUUAUAGGGCCCGAAUAGUGGGUAAAUUCCGCAACAACUAAGAGCAUUGAAGAGCGAGGCUCAACUUCUCUGCUGUUUUGGUCCCGUGACUUCCACCAAAGACUGUACAGUAUGAACAUAGGCAGAAACUGCUUCUCCAAUAGAAAUCACCGAUCACGCUUGUAGGCGAUAUAAUGGCGACGUUGGCUAGCUAAGUUCAGCUGCAGAAACACGUCAUCGGGUCUAACGGUCGUCUCGCGCCGAACUACGCAUGUGCAGGCCGUCAAAUCAAAGGCACUCCUUUGAUAUAAAGUUGUUUAUGACUAAAAGUUUGUCAAUUUCACGAGGUUGGAGUAAUAACAUGUUCAAAUACUUAAGGCAUUGGCUUGAAUCUAGGUUGUGCCUUUAGAUUUCAAGAAAAUUAACAACUAAGGAAUAAUUUUUCACUUCUGUCAUUGACUUCUCAAACCCCGGCCUGGUCUGCUUGGUCUCCUUCGCAAGCGUACUUGGAAGUCUCGCUAUGUUGCGCUUCUGGGUUUAGAAAUUCUGUGCUACCACGCUGUAACAGCUUGAAGUGAAUCUGUGCACAUGUGCAGAUACUGUGUGAGAGCGAAGUCUUACAUCUUGCUAAUCUCAAUAUCUGUGGUGCUGCUUGUGGCAACGUCAUUUUGCUGAGUCUACCUUUUUAAAGCCUAUAAAUGACACAACAUUACCAGUGAAAUCCAUUUUACCCCUAGACAUUUGGUUUAGGACCUACUAUCCAGAUUCUAGUAGUAGUAGUAGUAGUAGUAGUAGUAGUGUACCUAGUUGGUGGUUAGCCUACCAUGAGACAAGUGCACAUUUUAUUUGUGUAUACACAGUUUUCAUUUGCAAUGCAAAUGCUGUAAUUGUGUAUAUUUAAGUGUGUUCACCUAAAAAAUAACUGUUCUAGUCAUUGCGGGGCGGCAGGUAGCUUAGUGGGUAAGAGCGUUGUGCCAGUAACCGAAAGGUCGCUGGUUCUAAUCCCCGAGCCGACUAGGUGAAAAAUCUGUCGAUGUGCCCUUAAGCAAGGCACUUAACCCUAAUUGCUCCUGUAAGUCGCUCUGGAUAAGAGCGUCUGCUAAAUGACUAAAAUGUAAAUGUGAUUGCGGGCACACUUUCAAACAAUGCUGUUAAUUGCUCUUGAGGUACAGGCUGCGUCACAAUUCGCGCCCUAUUCCCUAUAUAGUGCACUUAUUUUGACCAGAGUCAUAGGCACUAUGUAGGGAAUAGGGUGCCACUUACCCUGACCACACAAAUAAGUCAUUGCGAACAUGAUUUGCUUGCUUGCUCAACAAUCUUUAUUUAUAUUGCCCCUCUGUUGUAUCCACGGGAACAAGGAAGUGUAGUGUACAAAGAAGGGUUUGAUUAGCUUGCUUGCUCAACAAUAUCUAUUUUUAUUGCCUCUCUGUUGUAGCCACGGGAACAAGGAAGUAUUUUCCUGCCUGGGAAUCCAGCUGGCGGUGAACUUCUUCCUGGACAGGGGUCAUACUGAUAUCACUGUGUUUGUUCCCUCAUGGAGGAAGGAGCAGCCCAGACCAGAUGUCCCCAUCACAGGUAAGAUGUCGGGAAUACACCACACAGGGCCCAACGUCUACUUCCUUUUCUGUAUCACACCACAGCCCUCAUUGUAGCCUAUGUAAUCCAGUAGAUUUCCUCCUCAAUACAUAUAAUGGGGUGGACAUGUUGUUUUAGGCACUCAAUGAAAUUUUGAGUUUAUAUGCUUUUUUAAUCAGAGAUGGCACAUUAUAUAAUACCUUAUGUGAUAUUUUGACUGCAGGAAAUGUGCAUACAAUCACAAUGUUUGAGUAGGGAGUGUGUCUCUUUGGUCAGGAAAGAUACAACAUUUUCAUGUGUGAGCAAGAAACAGUUUGCCAUUUGGCCUUGGCCAGUUACGGUAUUUGAGGCAGAGGCAAACAACUUGAGGCACGAAAACGGGUCAGGUUUCAACGUGGUGCAACUCCCCAACUCUUGGUGAGAGCAGUGUAGAGAGCGGGAGGGGAAAACCUGACACGGAUACAGUAUUUAUUCUGUUUCCAAAUUGCAACUUGUGCUGAACUUUAUCUCCAAACCACCUCUUAUUCAUCUGAUUAAAUUAGGGACUUUUCUCAACGUCUUUAUUACUUCCUGCAGUAGCACAUAAAAAUGCUCUUCUCACGGAGCUGCUGCUGUGAUGACAGAAGGCUUGGCUUGGCUGACUUACAGUAACUUUAAUUGCCAAUUUAUGCCAAACGCCAGCUAUAUAGUGUAUGCUCAUAUGUUUAUAUGAUGUUUGUCACAAACAUAUAGAUGGAAAGUGUUCAAUUGAGUUUAAUUGAAAGAUGUAAAAUAUCUGAGGCUCCUCAAUUAAACGUUGUCCUUUUAAUAUGUGUGUGCCAAAUAUCAUAUAAACGUUGAGCAUACACGCUAUACCCGACACACUAUCAGAGCAUCUUAGUUGCUCGAGUUCCAAUAAAGUUUGGCAACAAACGAUGACAACAUGUUGCCCCCAGGAGAGAUGAAGUAAAAGUGUUGUGAAGAAGGUGUGAAAUCUGUUGCCUGGAAAAAAUUAUUUAACAUAAAGAUCAGGAGGCACCAAGUUAAUUAGUAAGUGAAUGCAUGAUUGAUCUCUUAAUUAAUACUUAAUUGAUGAUUAACUAAUUGAAUGGCUAUCUAACGUUAAUCUUUUUCUCUACUCUAAAGAUCAACACAUUUUGCGCGAGCUGGAGAGAAAGAAGAUCAUGGUGUUCACCCCUUCGCGGCGUGUAGCGGGCAAACGUGUGGUCUGCUACGACGAUCGCUUCAUCGUCAAGCUGGCGUACGAGUCAGGCGGUAUCAUCGUAUCCAACGACACAUACCGCGACCUUCAGGGCGAGAGACAGGAGUGGAAGCGCUUCAUCGAGGAGAGGCUGCUCAUGUACUCGUUCGUCAAUGACAAGUAAGUCUUGUGGGAGCUUAUUAUUAACCAUGAAAUAAACACAAUGGAUAAAUAACUAAUGUUUUAACUAAUAAUGCAAUUGUUACAGUUCUAUAACUUUAAUGAAUAAGCCAUUAUAAAUGCUUCUGAAUGUUUAUAACUUAAUAUAUGCUAAUUAUGCAUUAUUGUUUAGUAUACAUUAGCCACAGUGUAGUAUGAAUCUAAACUCUACUCCCCCUCUCUCAGGUUCAUGCCCCCUGAUGACCCCCUGGGUCGCCAUGGUCCCACACUAGAUAACUUUCUACGGAAGGUUCCUCGGUUACCACGGAAACAGCCAUGUCCUUAUGGUGAGAUCACAUCUCUACUGGGGUCAUCCUGUGGUUGACCUUACAGAUGGGUGGGGGGAACAUUUGCAAAUAAUUAUUAACAAACGGACACAAAUACUGUAAUGGAUGUAAUAAAUGUACUGUACUGUAUGUGCAAAAAACUCAACGGUACUAAUUAACUCUUGUUUAUAUUUCAUGAAUCCAGGAAGGAAAUGCACUUAUGGGAUAAAGUGUAAAUUCUACCACCCAGAGCGAGCCAACCAAUCCAAUCGCUCUUUGGCUGACGAGCUGCGGGAGAAGGCCAAGCUACCCUUGUCACAACAGAAACACCCCACCACAGGUUCUGGACCUGCCAAUGGCCUUUCCCUGGAGGAGGAGAUGGCUCAGAAACUGACCCUAGAACAGUGGAAUGGCUCCUUGAAGAAAGGCCUCACCAGUGAGAAUGUUCUUCUUCUCAAGGGAGGCCAUCGCUCCAGCUGGAGGUCCCCAGCUAAGAAGGCCAGCACCAACCGACAUUCCCCGACCGACCUGGACUCGGCCCUGCCCAGUGGCUCUCAAGAGAAGCUAGAUUCUGGGCUGGGCUCCUUUGAGAGCCAGGCGUCUGACCCCUCUAGAAACCACUGUGAUCGCUAUGACAACGCUGGGUACAGGAACUGCCAGUCACAGUCCGCCCCCAGUACGAGACAACAACGCUAUUCUCUCCCUAGCAACCUGCCUUGUAGCUGUUGCUCCCAUGCUCAACCUUCACUGGGCCCCAGCGCAGGAUACCAACAACACCACAGCCCACACCAUAGCAUGGGCCCAGCCAGCACCCACAACAACACCCACAACCCAGACAUGAUGACCUACUGCCCCCCCUGUUACCCCAACUAUGGGGCACCAAUGUAUCCAGUUAGUAUGCAUCAGGACAGCCACCCCAAUGACUUCCAACAACAGGGCAGGUUCUACCCUCCACAGCAGACCUACUGGUCGGACCCGUUCAGGACUUAUCCUCAGACUCUCCAUAGCGUUGCUCAGGUGGAGCAACAGAGACACUGGUCCCCUGCCCGGACACAGCCGAGCCCCCAUGGGGAGGGCAGGGAGAGGGAGGACGGCAAGGAGAGGGAGGAUGUCAGGAAGAAGCUGCUGGCCAUCUUUAACGGCCGUCUGGUGGACAAGGUCAUGGACAUGUUCCCCCAGCUCAUGGACCCACAGAGACUGGCCGCUGAGAUCCUCACCCUGCAAUCUCCGGGCCUGUGA